AGAAUGGCUCCCGGUCCUGAGGGGUUUACGUAAUGGGUAGAAAGUAGAAAUACACACUGGCGAAAAAGCUGGUGCUUGCUAAUGCCCUUGUAACUCAAGAAAGGGCUUGAGAACAGUGGAAAGGAGGCAGCUAAGUUAGAGGAAGUUUCAUGGAAAAACUGAGGCCUGAGCACAUGUGGCAGAAGGAACAUGAGGACAUAGUUCAAACAAACAGGAGGGUCUCAGCAGAGCUGUGGAGGAGGUACAGACAAGCCCGGGUGGUUGAAGACAGUAAAUGGAAAAUCUACUGAGAGGAAGGAGCUGGAAGGCGUUUCCAGCCUAAGUUAAUUUUCAAGAAAAUAAGCAGUGCAUAUUUUGCUGGCAUUACCCAUCCUCACUGCUCAGAGGUGUAUGAUAGCACUUUGAGAAUGGGCUGGUGCCAUUGUGUGACUUAAACUUCUCCCACUGAAGAGGAGUUUCCCCAGAGCUACAGUGAGGGUGGAAGACAGAGGAACUGCAAGAGGAAGUCCUGUGUUCUUGGCACUGUGACCUGUCCUCUAUUUGUUUUCGCUUUUACAGCAGUGAAAAUAGCCCCGUGGGUGAGGCGGUCUAUCAGGUAAAAUGUCGGUUCCAGGACCUUACCAGGCGGCCACCGGGCCUUCCUCAGCGCCAUCUGCGCCUCCAUCCUAUGAAGAGACAGUGGCUGUUAACAGUUAUUACCCCACGCCUCCAGCUCCCGUGCCUGGGCCAACUACGGGGCUUGUGACAGGGCCUGAUGGGAAGGGCAUGAAUCCUCCUUUGUAUUAUACCCAGCCAGCGCCCAUCCCCAAUAACAAUCCAAUUACCGUGCAGACGGUCUAUGUGCAGCACCCCAUCACCUUUUUGGACCGCCCUGUCCAAAUGUGUUGUCCUUCCUGCAACAAGAUGAUCGUGAGUCAGCUGUCCUAUAAUGCCGGUGCUCUGACCUGGCUGUCCUGCGGGAGCCUGUGCCUGCUGGGGUGCAUAGCGGGCUGCUGCUUCAUCCCCUUCUGCGUGGACGCCCUGCAGGACGUGGACCAUUACUGUCCCAACUGCAGAGCUCUCCUGGGCACCUACAAGCGUUUGUAGGACUCAGCCAGACGUGGAGGGAGCCGGGUGCCUGCCGCAGGAAGUCCUUUCCACCUCUCAUCCAGCUUCACGCCUGGUGGAGUUUCUGCCCUGGUGGUCUCACCUCUCCAGGGGUCCCACCUUCAUGUCUUCUUUCGGGGGGAAAACGUCGCAAAACUAACAAACCUCCAAACCCCAGCAAUUGCUGCUUGGAGUCGUGCAUAGGAAUUGCAAAGACAUUCCCCUUGAGUGUCAGUUCCACGGUUUCCUGCCUCCCUGUGACCCUGAGUCCUGCCAUCUAACUGUGAUCAUUGCCCUAUCCGAAUAUCUUCCUGUGAUCUGCCAUCAGUGGCUCUUUUUUUCCUGCCUCCCUGGGCCUUUCUGGUGGCAGUCUCAAACUGAGAAGCCACAGUUGCCUUAUUGCUGAGGCUGUUCUGUCCAGAGCUCAGCUGAACCAGCCUUUAGUGCCUACCAUUAUCUUAUCCGUCUCUUCCUGUCCCUGAUGACAAAGAUUUUGCCUUACAGAGUUUACAGGGUUAACUUUUAGAUUCUGUAACUGCAGACUUCAUUAGCACACAGAUUCACUGUAAUUUCUUAAUUUUUUUUUUAAGUACGAGAAGGGGCUAUUAACACCGAGUACAGACAUAUCCAUGAGGUCAUAAAUGCACGCUAGAAAAAUAGGGCUGGAUGUUAUCACUGCCCUGUCUCCCCUUGUUUCUCUGUGCCAGAUCUUCAGCGCCCAUUUCUAUACAGGGAUUUUUUUCUCAUAGAGUAAUUAUGUGAACAGUUUUUAUGACCUCCUUUUGGUGUGAAAUACUUUUGAACAGAAUUUCUUUCUUUUUUUUUUUUUUUUAAAAACAGAUGGGAUCUUACUAUCUUUCCCAGGCUGGUCUCGAACUCCUGGGCUCCAGCGAUCCUUCUGCCUUGGCCUCCCGAAGUGCUGGGAUUGCAGGCAUGAGCUACCGUGCCGGGCCUGAACAUAAUUUCGAGAGGAGGAUUUAUAAAACCGUUUUCUGUAAUCAUAUGAUUGGUGUCAUUUUCCCAUUUGCCAACGUAGUCUCACUUAAAAAAAACAAAACAAAGAAAUGUAUAAUUUCAUCUACUGCCUUUACUUGGGGUUAAUGUGGUUCUUAAUCACCUUCAUCAUGGAACUCUCAAAGUGGGGUCCGUUUUGGGUUCCUGGUGGUGGGUUUUGAAAGAUAAGGGAGAGCACAUUUUGAACAUGUCUGGGUACCAUGGUGCGGAUGCUUGGGAUCCAGAACUGUUUCAGAGGAAUCUAAAGUCUGAUUUUAGUUUUCAGAGACACAGCUUGUUGUAAAACAUGAGAAGACAUGAUUUCUAGGACUCAAGCAGCAAGCCAGGAUUCUAGGUUGGCUGCUGUGUCAUCUUUGAAGCCAAGACAAAGCUGGGCUCGACCUUCAAGAGUCCUCGUUUUGAUAAUAAUUCAGCAUAGGGAACUCACGUGAAUACUACUAUGUAGAAAUAAAACCUAGACCUUGAGCGACCAUCUGUAUAUUGGUUGAAAAUGAUAGUGGUAACCAUUGAUCCCCCUUCAUUUGAUGUUUGGAAAAGUCCAGUAAUUAUCAUUUUUGCAACAAAUAUGGAUACCACAUAGUACUUUGGUGUUACCUGCUUUUGAAAAAUAAAGUCUUUGGUUCACCCGGUGAA
Symphalangus syndactylus (siamang) is the source of this 2733-nucleotide messenger RNA. It is a transcript of the gene LITAF, whose product is annotated as lipopolysaccharide induced TNF factor. Gene Ontology annotation, cellular component: cytoplasmic side of lysosomal membrane; nucleus; cytoplasmic side of late endosome membrane. Gene Ontology annotation, biological process: regulation of cytokine production. Gene Ontology annotation, molecular function: zinc ion binding. The record is from RefSeq and is a predicted model, not a curated record. NCBI's taxonomy places the organism in Eukaryota, Metazoa, Chordata, Mammalia, Primates, Hylobatidae.